Ziziphus jujuba (common jujube) is the source of this 2067-nucleotide messenger RNA. RefSeq lists its product as uncharacterized. Gene Ontology annotation, molecular function: catalytic activity. NCBI's taxonomy places the organism in Eukaryota, Viridiplantae, Streptophyta, Magnoliopsida, Rosales, Rhamnaceae. Bases 45 to 1808 code for a protein of 587 amino acids. The transcript is spliced from 13 exons. The record is from RefSeq and is a predicted model, not a curated record.
ACCAUUCCAAUUCAAGCACUUUCCCUCUCCAAAAUUUCCCAAAAAUGGUGAUAAGUAAAAAAAUCUGGAAAAUGUUCAGCCAGAUAGUAAAAGUUCAUUCCCCAACCCGUUUAUUCAGUGAGAAAAAUGGGAAAACUGGACAUAAACAUGAAGAAUUGCCCCUUAGAAGCACAUUUGAGUUAUUUGAUGCCAAUUUCUUCAGCGAGCCAAAGAUGCUGGACAUUGUUAAGGGUGCAAAAGAGUUCAAUAUCCCUACAAUCAGAGCCAACCGAAAACUUGUUGGUUCUGUUAAUGGAGGGUUACAUAAUCCAUCUUGUUUGACUUUUAAUCCUGACUGGGGAGGUGAAAAAUCAAAGCAUGUAAGCAAAAGAUUCAAACAUCCUUCUCAAUUUUCUGGCAUAAAAAGACCAGACAGUGAAGAAGAUAUUGCCUUCAUGAGUGUUCUUGAGUUAGGAGAACUCAUUAAGACAAAGCAAAUUACAUCUGAAGAGCUUACUCAAAUUUUCCUGCAAAGACUGAAAAGGUACAAUCAGGUUCUUGAGGCUGUAAUAUCUUAUACGGAAGAAUUAGCAUACAAGCAAGCAAAAGAGGCUGAUGAAUUGCUUUCCAAAGGAGUGUAUUUGGGUCCACUCCAUGGUAUUCCAUAUGGGUUAAAGGAUAUUAUUUCGGUACCUCAAUACAAAACGACUUGGGGUUCAAGAAGCUUUAAAGACCAAGUUCUUGACAUUGAAGCUUGGGUCUACAAAAGGUUGAAGUCUGCUGGGGCAGUUCUUGUUGCGAAGCUUGUUUCUGGAUCACUGGCAUAUGAUGAUAUAUGGUUUGGUGGUAGGACAAGGAACCCUUGGAACAUUGAGGAAUUCUCUACAGGUUCAUCAGCUGGACCAGCUGCCUGUACUUCUGCUGGUAUGGUUCCAUUUGCAAUUGGAUCAGAAACAGUUGGCUCGAUGACUCUGCCUGCCGCUCGCUGUGGCGUGACAGCAUUGCGCCCAACAUUUGGCAUUGUUGGUCGAGCCGGUGUGAUGAGUGUAUCCGAAAGCUUGGAUAAGCUUGGACCUUUCUGCAGAAGUGCAACAGAUUGUGCAAUUAUUCUGGAUGCUAUUAGGGGAAAAGAUCCAGAUGAUCUUUCAUCAAAAGACAUUUCCCUUGAUGAUCCAUUCUCGAUUGACAUUACAAAACUUAGUGUUGGUUAUCUUGAUGAUGCUGAUAUGGAGGUUGUACAUGUUCUUGCAUCGAAAGGUGUUAAGAUGGUCCCUUUCGAGUUGAAGUAUGCGGUUGACUCUGUUCAAGGCAUUGUGAACUUUACUAUGGACGUUGAUAUGUUAGCUCAUUUUGAUGAGUGGCAGCGGUUGGGACAGGAUGAUGAUUAUGAAAGCCAAGAUCAAUGGCCUACUGAACUGCGACGUGCCCGUGUAUUCCCAGCAGUAGACUAUGUGCAGGCACAGCGAUCUCGAGGAAAGUUGAUUCAAGAGGUUAGAGAGAGUUUUACUGUCGAUGCAUUGAUUGGCAGUGCAACUGAUUGGGAAAGAGUUUGCAUGGGAAAUCUUGUUGGUUUGCCUGUGAUUGUUGUACCAACAGGAUUUACCAACAUAUCUAAUCCACCUUCUACUGACUGUCUACGAAGAGCUGCUGUCACCACUGGCAUUUAUGCUCCUCCUUACCAAGACAGCAUUGUUCUUGCAUUGGCAAUGGCUUACCAAUCAGUCACUGAUCACCAUAGGCAGCGACCACCUAUCGAUGAUCUUGGUCUGAAUGAUUCCAUCCCAAACCCGCCCACAGUUACCUACCCUCCAAGGCUGUUGCAUCUUUAAAGAAAUGUAUCUGCAUCGUCAGCACUUCUUACAACAGCUCCAUCAAUGUUUUAAUGAGGAAUCAGUCAUAUGAAUGCAUUAGUACCAGCAUUAAAGAGAUGUGUGUUGCAGCAUAGGACAAUUCAUAAUGCUUUAUUAGCUUAGUGUUGAAACUGAUUUUGGUAGCUGAUAGUGCAUAAUGCUUUUAUUUAAUCACUUUAAAUGUAUGAAUUUUAUCAUCACAACUGAAUUUCAAGGUUAAAAUUUUCCUUUCUUGUAA